Ostrinia furnacalis (Asian corn borer) is the source of this 599-nucleotide messenger RNA. RefSeq lists its product as uncharacterized. The coding region runs from base 129 to 599 and encodes 156 amino acids. The transcript is spliced from 2 exons. The record is from RefSeq and is a predicted model, not a curated record. NCBI's taxonomy places the organism in Eukaryota, Metazoa, Arthropoda, Insecta, Lepidoptera, Crambidae.
UCAGCAUAUAUUCAGAGCAAGUUUAGUAAUGGAGCACCUAACCUGGUAUUUGCUGGUCUAUCAAAGUACUCAGCAAUGCCGUCCCUACGACUGCAACGACAGUGAUAUCUUCAGAAGGCAAAGCUGAAAUGCCUUUGGAAGAAAUAAAAAAAUAUAUAAGCAUAUCUUUGAAAUUGUUAAGUCUUGGAUUAAUCAUAGCUGCUGGAGGAUUUUGGGCUGGCGCAGGAGUGGAUAGCAGGCCUAAAUACAGAGAUGAGCAGACCCUGGUAGCAGGAACUAUUUGGAGCCAGAUUUUGAUCCCUAUAGGCCUACUAAUAUCCACGAUAGUGAAUGAAGAGCUUGAACAUUUCAUACAUGGAUAUUUCCUAGUUACUGGUUUGAUUCUAAAGUUUUCUACGGGUAUAGUUUUGAUAACAUAUGAAUGCCUGUCUAUAGUCAGGCAAAGGCGGUCAAUCAGGCAAGUAUCCGACACGAAUCCAAGGCGAAAGAGAGUCGUCAGGUUCGAACUGGUGUAUGAUAAGAUUUACUUAUGUAUAGGAAUUUUGUCCCUUUUGGCUGGUGUUUUUACUUUAACCGAUUUUGUUAUACUUUUGAUUUAA